UUUUACUAAAACGAAAAAUGUUUGAGGAUCAGGAAUUGAAGACUAUUAGAGAACCUGUGUUAUUACAAAACUCCAAUGGGUCUUGGUGUUGUGAUAUAUGCGGUCAUGAGGAAGACCAAAAAGAAGAAGUUAUAACACAUCGCAUACAGCAUUAUCUUAUUGAGAAUUCAAAACAAUGUCCAAUUUGUCACAAAAUUUUCACACAAUCUAGUUCUCUCAAAAGUCAUUUAAAUGUACAUACUGGAAUAAAAAAAUUCAGAUGCAAAUAUUGUAGCAGAAAGUUUGGUUGGAGAACACAAUUAACUCGACAUGAAAAUCUUCAUACUGGAAAAAGUCUGCAUACAUGUGUGGUUUGCUCAAAGUCUUUUAUGACAAAAUGGUUGAUGAGAAGACAUAUGAAAGUUCAUGAAAAAAAAGUUGUAGAAGUUCAUGAUUCUGAAAAAUCUUCGUUUCAUAAUGGGUUACAUAACCGUGAUGGAUUACCAAGCGAUUUUCAUAAUGGAUUGCAUAAUGAUUGUAAUGAAGAUUUUCAUAAUGAUACUUCAUCCAAUUUAACCUGUCAAGAAUGUGGUGCGAUAUAUGCAACGACUGAAAAUCUUAUUAGUCAUUUAUUAGAGCACAAUAUGAACAAGCAAGCACAGUAUUUAAGUACAAUUAAUGAAAACGAGCACUUGAAUUUUGAUAAAUCAAAAGUGAAAAAAAAUCUUACAACUAUUGUUUCUAAACUUCAUAAUAAAGUUGAUGAAAAGCAACUAAAACAAGAAGCAAUUACUGUACAGGUGGUUGAAGAGAAAUGGUCUAAUCUUGAUAUUCACACAGAUAGUACCCAAGAUCCAUUUAUAAGCGAAGCCACCGAUUUUGUUGAAGAUCCAACUGGUAUUUCAAAAACACAUAGCAAAAUUCCAUCCUAUGAACGAAAACAAACAUUUAUGCGUUCAAUGAGAGCUGAUAUAAAAGAAUUUAGCACAAAAGUUUUAAGAGAAGUCACUUUGCUUAACACUAAAAUUGAUAGUUUAACAAAUUUAGUGGCCUCACAGUCAUUAAUUCUGAAUAGAAUGUUACUUGGAGGAAAGAUGAAUGUUAGUGGAGUUUUGGAUUUUGGUGUUCAGCAAGCAUGUUCUGAUUAGUAUACAGGUACCAUAAAAACAAAUAUAUUUAAAUAAUUUUUGGAAUAGUUAUGUGCAACAUACAGCUUACAUAACAAAUUUUAUCAGUAGGCUACAAGACUAUUGUAAAAUCUCAAGUAAAAAUGAUGCCUUAACCAAACAAGAUGUUUCUUAGAAAGAUGCAAAUCUCCUUAGCAUUUAUUUUCAUAAAUUACACGUGCGUAUACACCGCGUUAAAAAUCGAUAUUGGGUAAAAGACAUGAAUCUUAUCCUUCAUUUUCUAGAUUCUUUUGAAUCUUCAAAUGUUUUUGGAUUUUUUAGUAUUUAGUAAAACAAGUUUAAACUGUUAUCAAGUUGCGUAAUGUAUUUCUAACAUAAGACUUGUAUAAGAGAAGAUUCUUGAAAGGGGUUGUUUUGGUGAUUGUUAAAGUUUACAUGAAGCGUAAGAAAGAAUUGUCUAAAACAAUGCUUACUUAAAAAAGUACGAUGAA
Hydra vulgaris (swiftwater hydra) is the source of this 1597-nucleotide messenger RNA. Its product is annotated as zinc finger protein 26. NCBI's taxonomy places the organism in Eukaryota, Metazoa, Cnidaria, Hydrozoa, Anthoathecata, Hydridae. The record is from RefSeq and is a predicted model, not a curated record.